ACCCUCUUGCUGUGAGCCCUAGACGCUAUGCAAUUUUACUUUAAAAAGUUGUAAAAAAAGAGUGAAAAGUCACUUCCUACCUAAAUGUCAACAUGUCAGUCCGUCACAAUACGUUAGUACCAAAUAUUAGUGAGUCAAAUUUUGACUCUUGUCCUCUUAAGGUGUUCGUAAUUUGGCCAUUUAUUGUUGUUGUUUAUCUUUUUUGUGAUUAAUAUUAAAUGUUGAUUUAGUGCCUAAUAAAUUUCCACACUGUAGACACAUCUUAAAUGUCAUCAACAUCAAAGUGUUCAGUGUGGCACCAGGGUCAAAGGCAAAGACAUCGAGGAACAAUUACCCCUAGGAUCUCACCAAAAUACCCCCUAUGGUGCAGUUUCACUUUUUGAGCAGUGUCAUGCCAGAACCCCCAUCAAUGCUUGAUCAGAGCCACGGUGUGUAGCCCUGCCUGAAAAUACAGAUAGACACACUCUGGCAAUUAUAGUGAUAGGAUUUCAGCCGACUCUUAAGUAUGAUGAUCAUUGUUUUAAGCAUGACUGUAUAGCAAGUAUGAAGUGACUUAAGGGACACAUACAACCUAAGAUUAAUCCAGGACAGAUGAUCCAAAUGUAUUUUGUCCAAUUCUAGGCCUGGGCUUCAUUGUCUGUGAAACAGAUUUAAAGGGUUUGAAUAUGACUAACUAUGUUGUCUCUUUUUUAGGAUGCAUAUUACAAUACAAAGUGGGCAGUCGCUGCCAGACAUUGAAAGAUGCAGCACAUGCUGCAACAAUUAUCAUUGUCCAUUCUGCAGCUCAACAUUUUUUAGACCUACAAAGUUGAGCAAAGUACAGGUACAUCUGGACAGCCACUUCACUCGUGCAGUUGUUCAUGAAGGGUACACCAUCCACAGAUGUGGUUUAGGCUGUCGGCCCCAACUGCAUUAUCACUGCAUCAACUGCCAGUCAAUGCUGGUGAGAAAAGCAGACUUUGUUAAACACCUGGCAAUAUGCAGAAAGAGACAGUUGGCUGUUCGACUGCCUCCAUCACCCUCACCUCCCACCUCUGUGGCAGCUCCAUCACCCUGGCCUUCCAGUAGUCCUCACAGCAGGCCUAUCUCUCUGGCCCAGUUAAUGAUCAAAGACCUGCCGUUGGAGCCUCGCCUUCCUCUGUCAUCCCUGCACCUCCUGGUUCCUCCACUGAGGUUGAUGUCAGCCUGUAUGUGGCAGGUGGCCCAGGAGCGAAAUGUGGACCAGUAUGAUAAACUGGCCGAAUUCAUCACACUGGUGAUAGAGAUGGUCCCGGAGCUUCUGAACUACAAGCAGAAGGCUCAGCUAAUCCUGGGACUGAAAGCGCGGCUCAUCCUUGAGUUCAUAAAGAGGACAGAUGUUGACUGUAAAGCUAUCCAGGACCAUCUUCUUAGUUUCCAGCAGAGGAUGACAGAGGACCAAGAUGGAGAGGUGGAGAUGUCAAAGUCAGCUUUUGUGGAGCUGGUUCAGACACUGCUGGCAGACCAAUCUGAAAAAGAGAUUUUUUUCAAGGAGGUCUACUCUGUACAAUAUGGAGCUCGUUUUGAUACAGCGCUCCAGAUCCUGGUGUGGGAGUUCUUCUACCAACUGGAAGAGUUGCUCCCAGUACCAAGUUUUUCACAGGUAUUCUCCAUGUUUGACGUGUCUUCCCACAACUGUGAGUUUGAGCGGUUUGUCUCCGACCCUCAAGAUCUGAGGAGGAUUCUGCAGCGCCAACAGAAGCGACAAAAGUUGACCAAAAGCGAAUUCACCUUCAUGUCAGACACUAUCCUCUCCACGCUGGCAUCUAAACAGACUUCAGCGGCAUUUCAAGAUCAUGCUUAUCAAAAAAUUGAUGAUCGAGAUGGAGACGGGAAACCAGAAGGAAGAAAUCAAGAAAAGCCACAAAGUAAGGAUGAUGAAGAGACUGAUGACAGUUCCAUUGAAACUAACCCAGACACCCGGCUGCAAGAGCGCGGCCUGUCACCGCUUACGUCCUCUCCAUGUUCUGAAGAAGCUGGUGCGGCAGAUGACGGCGAAACAGCUGGUGAAGCCGCCGUCCAGCCACCCAGAUGCUCAGAAAGCUCAGUGGAAGGAGUGGAGGAACAUCUGGAUCUGAGGAUAAACAAGGAGCCGUCAGAAGAGAACACAAUCCAGUCCUCGGCAGGAGACAGAGCCGAUGUCUCUCUUCCAUUCAGUGAGGACUCCUUAAGCGCCAGUGAAAACACCUGCCUGGAGUGUGGCGAGACUUUUGCACGUCGUUCCUCUUUGAAAAAACAUUAUCUUGUUCACCCUUCGGCACGGCCGUUCAAGUGCACUCAGUGCGAUAAGGCCUAUAAAUACAACAAAGACCUGAAACAACAUUUGCGUAAUCACUUUAACCCUAAAAUCCUGGCCUUCGCUUGCAGCGUUUGUGGGAAGAGAUUUAAUUCUCAGGCUUUGCUCACAGUCCACAUGCGUCAUCACAGCGGAGAGAGGCCGUACGCCUGCUCGUACUGUGACAAGAGGUUCCUGACGAAGCCAGUCUUGACGACCCACGUGCGUCUUCACACCGGCGAGCGCCCGUAUGCCUGCAAGUUUUGCGACAAGACAUUCACACAGCUAUACCCGCGCACCGUGCACCAAAGGACACAUAACAAAGAGAAGCCGUACCUGUGCAGCACAUGUGGUAUGUCCUUUAGUGGCUCUGGGGCCUUGCUGGUGCAUACACGCACUCACACGGGGGAGCGGCCUCAUCGGUGCGACUUGUGCGGAAAACGUUUCGCCACAGCCAUUCAGUUGACGGUUCAUCGGAGAUUCCACACCGGGGAGAGGCCGUACCCUUGCUCACAUUGUGACAAGUCGUUCCACAGUAGUACAGGACUGAAGAAACACAUGAGGACACACACGGGAGAGAAACCUUACAAGUGUGUAACGUGUCACAAGACGUUUUCUCAAAGAUCCAACAUGAGGAUACACCUCAAAGUCCACAAGAACCUCUAGCAUACUGUUGUUGAUGCUCGUGGGUGUUCACGUUACUGUAUGAAAGGCUGGUUCAUUGCUAUGUCAAGACAGUCUGUUUUGGUGCAUCUCCAUGUCAAUAAAUCACCAACAUGUAUGUUUGCAUGUAAAUAUUGACUUAGGACACUCAGAUAGUACAGAUGUGGAUUAAUGUGUACAUAUAUGAACCUCACAUUUUAAGAGACCAUUGUUAAAGAGUAUAUGUUUAGGUUAGGUUUAUGUUAAAGACUUUUCAAUAAAAAUAAAUACCAAAAUUAA
This is a messenger RNA of Epinephelus lanceolatus (giant grouper), 3235 nucleotides long. NCBI's taxonomy places the organism in Eukaryota, Metazoa, Chordata, Actinopteri, Perciformes, Serranidae. The record is from RefSeq and is a predicted model, not a curated record.